AUGCCACACCACAUGGCAAAUCCGAAUGAUGAUGCUAUCCUUGCUGAUAAGGACGCUUUAGGCUCGGCGCUUUAUUCACAAACAAGAGCAAGUUCAAGCUCAGAUUCGAGUCAUGAAUCUUCGAAUCUCGAUCAUGGCCAGCGUCCACAGCGCACGGUCGAGAGAAUAGAAGAGGGUGCCGGUCUCGAAAGCAAUAUCCAGCACACGGGUGAGUCGGAUCCAAGCUCCGCCCAACGUGUAUUAGAUACUGUUGACGAAACGGCCAGUCUCGAUUGCGAGGAUGAUUGGCUGGCUGAGUAUGAGUCGAUGGUCGCUCAGACUGCUGAACAGACUAUGGACGAAGUCGAUGAGACGGCUGAAGGCCCAGGAGAGCUUUCCACACCUGAGACGGACUCAGCGGAAGCAGACACCUCCUCAGAUCCAGACACGGAGGCUGAAAAUUUCAUAGAUCAAGGUAUCGUUAAUCCCCGAAAACUAAAAGUCUGCGCUAUGAGGAUUAGUGACGCAACAGAUCAGUGGACAGGUUUAGCCGGCAGCCCAUACGGAAACCCUCUCGAUUACACUAUGAAGUGUCGCCCUUUUGUUGGUCCAGCCGGCAGCGGGAGCAUUCGCUUCGCUUUUAGGGUCAACAAGAACAAGAGGAACAAGAGAGUCACUACCGCAGCGGGCAGUUUCGAAGUCUUCGCGGCCCAAUUCCAUAUCGGUGCUCUUUCCAAAGAGGGGCAACACAUCUACGACUUCGAUGGUGUCCCUUUUGAUGAGAUCCCUGAAGACGACCCUCGCUGGCACUCGAAGAUCGCUGACCCUGACACAGAGAAAGGCGAAGCCAACCGAGAGUACGUGAUGGCCUUCGAAUUCAAAAGCGAUGGCUGUGAAAUGACAAUGGGGGACAAGAGAUGCUGGUCGCACCUUCCGAAUGAGGUGCAAGAUCUCCUCAACACACUGUUUAGACCGGCGGUCCAUGGCUCUUUAGCCGUGAGAUUCUAUAUGGAAGCACGGCCUAACCCACACGAGGCAGAAGACCGUUGGAUCAAGUUCAUGCGUCGCAACGUCAAGGCUCAGACCAAGAGGUCGCAAAAUGAAACGGCUAAAGAUUGGUGGGAAGAUGGUGCAUAA
Messenger RNA from Bacidia gigantensis, 1116 nucleotides. RefSeq lists its product as uncharacterized. NCBI's taxonomy places the organism in Eukaryota, Fungi, Ascomycota, Lecanoromycetes, Lecanorales, Ramalinaceae. The record is from RefSeq and is a predicted model, not a curated record. Bases 1 to 1116 code for a protein of 371 amino acids. The transcript is spliced from 2 exons.